Molecule: messenger RNA, 7362 nt
Organism: Apodemus sylvaticus (European woodmouse)
Lineage: Eukaryota; Metazoa; Chordata; Mammalia; Rodentia; Muridae
Gene: Rad18
Product: RAD18 E3 ubiquitin protein ligase
Exons: 13
Coding region: 162-1646 (494 amino acids)
Biological process (GO): DNA damage tolerance; protein monoubiquitination
Cellular component (GO): Rad6-Rad18 complex; nucleus
Molecular function (GO): ubiquitin protein ligase activity; single-stranded DNA binding
Source: RefSeq, a predicted model, not a curated record
UUCGGCUACUGACGCCCAACGCACGAGAACUACAGCUCCCAGCAUGCUAUGCGCUCGCCGCGAGCGCGCCGCACGUAGCUGACGUACGCUGUAGCGCGGGGAAUUUCGAGUGGAGGAGCUGCGUGGCAGGCCGGUAGCUGGCGGUCUCAUCAGGUGCGACCAUGGAGGUCCUGGCCGAGCCACGAUGGCCUCCGGGGUUGGCGGUGAUGAAGACAAUAGAUGACUUGCUGCGCUGUGGGAUUUGCUUUGAGUAUUUCAACAUUGCAGUGAUAAUCCCCCAGUGCUCUCACAACUAUUGUUCACUCUGUAUAAGAAAAUUUUUGUCCUAUAAAACUCAGUGCCCAACUUGUUGCGUGGCAGUAACGGAGCCAGACCUGAGAAAUAAUCGCCUCUUAGAUGAACUGGUAAAAAGCAUGAAUUUUGCACGGACUCGCCUGUUGCAGUUUGCUUUAGAGUCACCACCCAUAUCUCCUGUGUCUUCCACCUCAAAGAAGGUUGUUGUUAAAGUACAUAAUGCUGAAGCCACCCAACACCAUGUCAAUCAGGGGAACAGGUUAAUGGAUAAGUUCCUGAUUAGAGAAACUGGUGAUUGUGUAUCGGAGUUGUUGGGAAAAGAAAAUGAGAGGAAAUUCAAUCCUCAGAAAGAGAUAAGCGCCUCUGCUGAGAUUAAAGAGACAAGUCUCCUAGGAAAGACGGUACUUGGUCUCUCAGAUGCUAAUGGACCUGUGACACCCUCUACAUCCACCAUGAAACUGGAUACUAAAGUGUCUUGUCCUGUUUGUGGGGUCAACAUUCCAGAAAAUCAUAUCAAUAAGCAUUUAGACAGUUGUUUAUCACGUGAAGAGAAGAAGGAGAGCCUUAGAAGCUCUGCUCACAAAAGGAAGCCGUUGCCCAAAACUGUAUAUAACUUACUCUCUGAUCGUGAUUUAAAGAAAAAGCUGAAACAGCAUGGCUUAUCUGUUCAAGGAAACAAACAGCAGCUUAUUAAAAGGCAUCAGGAGUUUGUGCACAUGUAUAAUGCCCAGUGUGAUGCUUUGCAUCCUAAAUCAGCUGCUGAAAUCGUCCAAGAAAUUGAAAACAUGGAGAAGACCAGGAUGCGCCUUGAAGCAAGUAAACUCAAUGAAAAUGUCAUGGUUUUUACAAAGAACCAAACAGAGAAGGAAAUAGAGGAAAUUCACAGUAAAUAUCGUAAAAAGCACCAGAGUGAAUUCCGGCUUCUGGUGGAUCAGGCCAAAAAAGGAUAUAAGAAAACUGGCAGAGUUUCAAAAGCUGCAGCAAAGAGAAAAGAUGAAUCUGCAAAGACACUGCCAUCUGAAUAUAUGGCAAAAGAAGAUAAUGUGAGCUUCCCAGAUACUGUCUCAGUAACAGAGUGCUUUCCUCAGUGCACGCUGGACUCCCCAGGGCCGUCGGAGCCUGAGAGGCCAGAUGAUUCUUCUAGUUGUACUGAUAUUCUCCUCUCCUCAGAGUCAGACUCCUGCAAUAGUUCCAGUUCAGACAUCAUAAGAGAUCUUCUGGAAGAAGAGGAAGCCUGGGAAGCGGCUCACAAAAAUGAUCAAAACAGAGAAGUAAGCCCACAACAGAAUCGGCGCACUAGAGCCACUGAACGUGUCGAGAUUGAACCAAGAAACAAGCGGAAUAAGAAUUAGUAGGGCUUUUGUCAGCUUUUCCGUACAGUGACCUGAACAUGAUGUUUUUAUUGCCAUGUGUGGUUUCAUAUUUAGCAAUAUCCGAGGAAGAUUUUUAAGUCUAAAUGCAAUAGUUAAUUCAUUUUCAUUCUUCUUCGCCUUCCUGAACAACAACAACAACAACAACAACAACAACAGCAACAAAAUCAAAAACAGAAAGAGAAGUUCUGAAAUGACCCAUCUUGGUCAGUGGCUUCUUUCCUUGCCUUUAAGACAUUUCUCCACUACGAUCACAUCCGCCAGCUUUGCAGAGUAUAUAUUUCUUUGCAGGAGUGUUUGCCUUGCUUUGACUUCUCUGUUUCAGGAUGUUUUAAAGUCAUUUUUCAGUUUUUUUUCACUGGGGAACAAACCUCAGAAGCAGCUUCUUUUCAUCCUCUUGACAGUAACAAGCCUACUGUGAGAAUCUGCAUGCUUUCGUCAUAGACCACACCCUGGGAGGAAGCCUGGUGCCGGGCCACCAGCAGCUACUGCUUAGUACCCAAGUUAAAUGUGUUUACAUGUAGAGUAGGUUUAUAAUGGAAAUCACAAAUCCAGGGAAGUUAGUAUUGUGAUUUCAGGGGACAGUCACAAUGACUCUGGAACAUAUGUGUGUAAUUCUGGAGUAGCACUUAAAAAUUAUUACUCCAAGUGUUUCCCACUGGGGUCAGGCAGGUCUCUAACACUUUGAAUCCCAGCUGUUAAACAAACAGACAAAAAAGUAAAAUAAAUGGAUUUUAUCAAUGAAUAUACAAUUGGUAACGUCCUUGAAACAGUGUCUUGUGAGUAUUUGAAUAGAGGCUAUAAAUUUUUAUAUUGCAUUUCUCAUAAAAUUUGUUAAUGUGUGAAAAAUGCCUUCAGUUCCCAGUUUCACCUGCUUUUGGCAUUUCAAAUUAUCCUGCCCCUAUGUCAGCCACUCAGACACAUGGUCUUUUACUUACUGCAGCACUAUGGCUGUGGUACCAGUCUGUUGCUGAUGGGAAAACGGGCUUCUCCUCUUCAGAUAAUAGCUCUGUGGACACAGGCUUUUUGCUGUACUUUGGAACGUCUGGCACAUACGCACGCACGCAGGCACACAUGCACGCACGAGCUUCUGGCAUGUACACACAUGCAUGCAUGCCUCUAUCUCUCUCUCUCUCUCUCUCUCUCUCUCUCUCUCUCUCACACACACACACACACACUAUAGCUGUUUAGCUACUAUAUAACUAAAUUUUGUUACCAUUAGGAGUUGCAAUGUAAAUAUCUGUUUGAUGGCCUUACAUCUCUCCCUCUCCUUCCCUCUCCCUCCCCCUCUCCCUUUCCCUUUCCCUCUCGCUCUCCUUUUUCCUCCCCCUCCUCCUCUCUCUGUCUCUGUCUCUGUCUCUCUCUUUCCCUCUCUCUCUCUCUCUGUCUCUGUGUGUCUGUAUCUGUGUGGGGGUGUUGGUAUGGGGUCUCAUUAUGACUAGAGUUGAAUGUUUUCACACUGACAGUGCCAUUAGUUUUCCUCAUGUGUUCUGUGAGUUUGGGAAAUGGACAGCAAGACCACUCACUGAAUGAUGAAGCAGUGAGCAGGGUUAACAUCGCCGUGUUUUAGAUCACUGAGUUACCAGUGAAUGCCAUGUUGCAUUAAAAAAAAAAUGACAUAAUCUGCCAUCCAUUAAACUGGAAGCAAUUACUGUUGUGGCAAAAGCAUUUUACAAAGGAGAGGAGAAACACAAGCUGGGCACCCCGGCAUGUGAAUUCGGACAGUAAGCUCUCAGUCACGGUACUGAGUAGUGGGGAUGUAGUGAUGGUGAGGGUUCAUUGCGCUGUGAAAACAGUUCUCAGUGGGAUAGAUAGGAGUGUUUGUUCCUCAAGGACAGAGGAGCUGAAGUGGAGAUGGUUUUGUUUAUUAUGACUGAGGGGCUGUGGGCAGGGGCCUGGGCUUCUGUCAAGCAUCAUCCUCCUUAUCACAGUGAGCAUUGAUUUUCCUCAUGGUUCUAGGGGCUGGAAGGCUAGAUCAAUAGGCUGUCUCCUGAGGCCUCUCUCCUUGUCUCGUAGACAGUGGCCUUCUCAGAGUGUCCUUAGAUGUUCUCUCUGCACGUGUGUCUGUCUCAUCUCUCCCUGUGAGGAUACCCAUCAUGCUGGAUCACACCAUUCUUGUGACCUCACUUUAUUUUUUAAUGAGUCUCUAAAUAUAGUCUUGCAGCUAGGACUUACUACAUGUAUGGACUUAACUACAUUUAUGUCUGGGGCCCGUAAUACCCCUUAGGAUUUAUCUAGACCAGGGUUCUCAAACUUCCUAAUGCUGUGACCCUUUAAUACAGUACCUCACAUUGUGGUGACCCCCAAGAAUAAAAUUGUUUUCCAUUGCUCCUAUAUAACUGCAAAUCUUGUUACCAUUAUGAGUUGCAAUGUAAAUAUCUGUGGGUUUGGUGGUCUUAGGUGAGCCCUGUGAAAGGCUUUCUCCAUCCCCAAAUGGGUUACAACCCAUAGAUUGAGAACUGCUGGUCUAGGCUAACACCACAGCAGUACCAAGAUGAACUAACGUGGACCAUACAUAGUCCUGGCAUACUACCUUCUGUGUCACUCUUUCCACCUCAUCUUCCACAGGGCGCCCUGAGAGCUGAGGGGAGGGUUUUGAUUGGAAACAUCCUGACUAGGAAUGAGUGCUCCAAAGUUUAUUACUCUCUGCAUCUUGGCAACCUGAUGGUCUCCAUGUUUGCUGCCAUCUACUGCAGGAGGAAGCAUCUCUGAUGAUGGCUGAGCAAGGCAUUGAGUAUAGCAGGAUCUAGUUAGGACGCACUUGAUUGCUACACUCCUCAAGCAGAGCAGUAGUAGUAGUUAGUUUUCCCCUUGGUCCCUGGUCUAUCUAGUCUCAGGUUCUUGGCCGUCCAUGCAGCACUGUGGGUUCUAUCUCAUGGAGUGAGACUUAAGUCCUGUCAGAUAUUGGUUGGUUACUCCCACAAGGUCUGUUCCACUGAUGCACCAGCACAGCUUAGAUGCAGCUCACCAUUGUAGAUGGAAGGGUGUGUGGCUUGGUUGGUGUUUACCUUUCUCCUUUGAUAGUGAACAGAACACUUUCCAGUACCACAAGCAUAGUCCCUUAGGAGUGAAAACUCUAGGAAGGCACUAGCAUGACUUCUCCAUGUCCAAUGACUGUUAAGUGCCAUGUUCAGCAAUGGGGACUUCCUGUCAGGUUAUGGAGCACAACCGGUACUGCAAUAGGACCCCUUUGGCCAACAAGUCAAUUAGAUGUAAUCCAUUGCCAAUACUAAAAGCUUCAUUUAGUAACUAGAGUCAUCCAGUUGGUGUUGGUGGCAAUUUCAUUUAGAUCUUCUAUUCUACUAUAUUGGGUUUCUAUACAACACCUCAAAGGGUCCUGAAGUUUAGCUGUCCUAUAUUCCUUCCCUUGUCUCUGUCUUCUCUGUCCCUCCACAUUUGACCUUUCUGUUCCAGACCCUGUCUCUCAACCAUCCAUAAAUAUGUAAUCCUAUUUUUAUGGAAAUCUGUCCCUUUCCCCUAAUCCCUAACCUUAUACCUAAGCUAUGGUUAUACAGAUUGUAGUGUUAAUCGCUAACAUCCACAUAUAAGUUAAUAUGUACCCUGUUUCUCUUUCUGGUGCUGGCUCACCCAAUCAAGAAUGACUUUUUCUAGCACCAUCCAUUUUCCUGCAAGUUUUAUGAUUUCUUUUUUUCUGUUUUUAGCUGUUAAGUAGUAGCUGAUUAUGUACAUGUCCUACAUUUUCUUUAUCCCUCUAUCUGUUGAGAGAUACCUUUGAUAUUUCCAAUUUCUGGCUAUUAUGAAUAGAACAUCAAUGAACAUGGUUGAGCAAGUGUCUCUAUAGUAGGAUGAAGCAUCCUUUGGACAUAUGCCCAAGAGAGGUAUCGCGAGGUAGAUUGAUUCCCAGCCUCCUGAGGGCAACCACACUGAUUCCAUAGUGGCUGUACAAGUUUGCAUUCCCCCAGCAGCCCAUAAAUGUUCACUUUGCUCCAAAUCCUAGCCAACAUGAGUUGUCAUGAGUGUUACUGAUCUUAGCCAUUUUGAGAGGCAUAGGCUAGAAUCUCAAAAUAGUUUUGAUUUGAAUUUCCCUGAGUACAAAGAUGCUGAACAUUUCUUUGUUUCUCAGUCAUUUGAGUUUAUUUUAUUGAGAUUUGUCUGCUUAGAUAUGUACUCCAUUUUACAUUCUUUUUUUAUUUCCUUAAUAUUUUAAUAUAAAAACAAAAUUUUACAGAUUAGAAUACAUAAUAAAAACUUAUUUUUCAUCUUUUAUUGAGUUCCAAGUGCUUUUUUGUAUUUUCCCUUGUUUGUUUCUUUUUAUUGAAAAAGGAAGUAAAAACAUUUUAUGAUAAAAUGAAAGAUUUACACGGAAAAUAUUUCUGACAAAAUUGAAGAAAUAUAUAGAAAAACAUGUUAAAAUUGACAAUUUUCAUGGAAAAUUAAAGAUUAAAAUGGUAGACAUAAAAACAUUGCUAAAUUAUUUGAAAAAGGAAGUAGAAACGUAUGAUAGAAUUGAAGAUUUAUGUGGAAAAAUAUUUCUGAUAAAAUUGUAGAAAAAUAUAGAAUAACAUUUUUUUCCCCCGAGACAGGGUUUCUCUGUGUAGCCCUGGCUGUCCUGGAACUCACUCUAUAGUCCACACUGGCCUCGAACUCAGAAAUCCGCCUGCCUCUGCCUCCCAAGUGCUGGGAUUAAAGGCCUGCGCUGCCACCACCGCCCAGCUAGAAUAACAUGUUAAAAUUGAAGAUUAUCAUGGAAAAUUACAGAUAAAAUGGUAGGUAUAAAAAUAUUCCUAAGUUGAUUGAAAGUGAAAUUAUAAACAUUUUCUGAUAAAAUUGAAGAUUUCCAUGGAAAACAUCUCUGAUAAUAUUGAAGAAAAAUAUAGAAAAACACAUUAAGAUUGACUAGUUCAUGGAAAAAUUAUACAGAUAAGAUAGUAGGCAUAAAAAUACUCCUAAAUUGAUUGAAAGUGGACUUAUAAACAUUUUCUGAUAAAAUUGAAGAUUUGCAUGGAAAAAUAUCUGAUAAAAUUGAAGAAAAUAUAGAAAAACAUGUUAAGAUUAAUUAUUUCAUGGAAAAAUUAUACAGAUAAGAUGGUAGGCAUAAAACUAUUCGUAAGUUGAUUGAAAGUGGAAUUAUAAACAUUUUCUGAUAAAAUUGAAGAUUUACAUGGAAAAUAUUUCUGAUAAAAUUGAAGAAAUAUAGAAAAAACAUGUUAAAACUGAAGAUUAUCGUGGAAAAUAAUAUAGAUAAAAUGGUAGACAUAAAAACAUUACUAAAUUAAUUGAAAGACGAAUUACAAACAUUUUCUGAUAAAAUUGAAGAUUUACAUGAAAAAUAUUUCUGUUAGUCUAUUUAUUUUUGGGGGGGAAUUGAGUCAUUGAUGUUAAGAGAUAUUAAGGAAUAGUGAUUGUUACUUCCUGUUAUUUUUGACAUUAUUUUUAUGCUUGUAUGAUUACUUUCUUUUGGGUUUGUUGGAAGGAGAUUACUUCCUUACUUUUUCUAGGGUGUAGUUUCCCUCCUUGUGUUGGCAUUUUCCAUCUAUUAUCCCUUGUAGGGCUGGAUCUGUGGAAAGAUAUUGUGUAAUUUUGGUUUUAUCAUGGAAUAUCUUGUUUUCUUCAUCUAUGGUGAUUGAGAGUUUUUCUGAUGUGGGUGGAAUAAAUAGGACUAUCACCAAAAUGCAUUGUAUGAAAUUCUCAAAGAAUUAGUAAAAAAAAAAAAAUUAAAAUAUAUUCUUAUAUAUUA